Molecule: messenger RNA, 927 nt
Organism: Sitophilus oryzae (rice weevil)
Lineage: Eukaryota; Metazoa; Arthropoda; Insecta; Coleoptera; Curculionidae
Product: cell wall protein AWA1-like
Exons: 4
Coding region: 54-797 (247 amino acids)
Source: RefSeq, a predicted model, not a curated record
AUCAUCUGUCGUUAGUAUUAAUCACUCAGCUUUUUUUGAUCAUAUAUUUAGUCAUGAAAACUUUUCUGAUUGCAGUUCUUUGCUUCGGCUUAAGUCAAGCUAAGCCUCAAUACAACUACCCCGCUCCUGCCGCUCCUUCACCACCCAGAACCUCCUAUGGAUCGCCGAGUUCCGCUAUUAAUUUUGGAGGAUCAAGCUCUUUUGCCGGAGGUACCUCUGGAUCUUCAUCAAUCUCCGGCGGUUCAGUAGGAGGAUUUUCGGGCAGUGGAGUUUCAGCUGAUUCUUUCGGAACUGGUUUUGGAACUGGAUCCGGCGUAAAUAUCGGAGGUGCAGCCGGUGGUACCGUUCAAGUUCAGAAACACAUCUACGUUCAUGUAGCUCCCCCGGAACCUGAAGAGACUAGGCAAGCUGCAGCCAUUCCAGCAGCACAAUCCACAAAACACUACAAAAUCAUCUUUAUCAAGGCACCAUCUUACUCCACGUAUCAACAACAGCUCUUACAACAACAAGCCCAAAGUGAAGAAAAGACCUUGGUUUACGUUUUAGUCAAAAAACCAGAAGAUCAAACUGAUAUUACCAUACCUACCGCCGCUCCAACUCAACCCAGCAAACCAGAGGUUUACUUUAUCAAAUACAAGGCUCGAUCCGAAGCUGUUGGUGGUGCUGCUGCUGCAGGUACUGCUUCCGUAAGCGGUUCUACGGGUGCUGCUACUGGUGGUAUUGCCAUUGGAGGAUCCUCAACGAGUUCAGCGACAAGACCAACUUACGGUGUCCCGGCGCAAAGUGGACCAUAUUAGUGAAAUAUUUUUUAGAAUUUCAUUUUGUUUCUUGAAUAUAUAGUAAAGUUAGUUUUUAUUUAUUAUACAAACGUCGUGAGAUGCAAAUGACUUGUGACUGACUGUGAGUUAAAAUCUACACUCAAAAAAC